This is a messenger RNA of Schistocerca americana (American grasshopper), 863 nucleotides long. RefSeq lists its product as uncharacterized. The record is from RefSeq and is a predicted model, not a curated record. The transcript is spliced from 4 exons. The coding region runs from base 33 to 713 and encodes 226 amino acids. Gene Ontology annotation, molecular function: carbohydrate binding. NCBI's taxonomy places the organism in Eukaryota, Metazoa, Arthropoda, Insecta, Orthoptera, Acrididae.
CCGGCGCCACGGCAGUCAGCAGUGGGCGAGCCAUGGCGCUGGUACGAGUUGUGGCAUCUGUGGUGGCGGCCGUCGUGCUGGGGCAGCGCGCCGCACUUGCAGAGGGCGCCUACACCGUGCCGGAGCCCCACAUACAGGCGCUCAGGCCCAAGGGGGUCCGCUUCUCCAUACCAGACGAGCCUGGCGUGGAGUUGUUCGCGGUGCACGCCAACAUCAACAAGGAGAUGCGCGACCUGGAAGCUGGACAGUUGUCCGCCGACGUGUUGCGACCGCGCGACGGCCGCUGGGUCUUCGAGGACCACAAGACGGCGCUCCGACCCGGCGACCGCAUCAACUACUGGCUCUACGUUAAGCACGGCGGUCUGGGAUUCCGCAGGGACGGCGGCACCUUCACGGUCACAGAGCUGGUGGACAAAAACGCGCCAGCAUCUCCUCCGUUGGGCUCAUCCCAGCACUGCCCCCAGGGUUGCUCCCAUGAGGGAGUCAGCGGCGGCGCGGUCGACCCGCUGACGGAACAGCGGCUGCGCCACGCAGAGGAGCUGCACCAGCAGCGCAUGCGGCACGCUGAGGAGCUGCACAGAGAGCGGCUGCACCAGCUGCAGCUGCAGCAGCAGCAGCAACAGCAGCGCGCCGGACACGGCCCUGACGGCGUCGGCCCCGGUGCGGACGUGCAGGACGUGUCGGCCUUCAAGCGCAUCGGCAGCAGGCGCUGAUCCCUGCCCGCUGUCCGCCAACUGUCCCAACACAGCCGGUUCACAGUACUGAUCCAAAAUGGGAAAGGACUGGUGGUUUUUAUUUCUCUCAAAAAGAGCUCGAAAUACCUUACAAUAACAUUUUAAUAAAACAUGAGGAUAAAACUUGAA